UCCGUCUGCUAUCUAUGGUCUGCUAUCAGUGGAAGGCGGAGUUUGGGCGAGUUUUACAGCUGUUACACCUCUUUCUUUUUCCCCCCGCAUUUCGGCAAUAAAACAGCGUACUGACCUCCGGCGGUGCAACCGUAAGACGACAAUGUCGCUCAGCGCAAUAACACGCAGGUCUAACGCUGUCGUACGUGUAUCGCGGAAUGCUUUCCACGGUGCGCAUGGCGCACACACUUCCAGUUCAGUACAAGCAUCUUCACCGUGCCGUCCUGGAGACCCGUUGAAAGGAGUUCGGGUGCUCGACCUAACUCGGAUAUUGGCGGGCCCUUACUGUUCCAUGAUUCUUGGUGACUUAGGUGCAGAGAUCAUCAAAAUCGAAAGGCCAGGUGUCGGAGACGAAACUCGAAACUGGGGACCGCCUUUCCUCGGAGAUCAAAGCUGCUAUUUUCUAUCAGUAAACAGAAACAAAAAGAGCGUAGCCGUUGAUUUGAAAAGCGCUGAAGGCGUUAGUCUGAUAAAGAAGAUUGCUGCAACAUCCGAUGUGCUGCUGGAAAACUAUCUUCCUGGAAAGCUGGACUCCCUUGGUCUCGGAUACGAAGAUACUAGGGCUGUUGCUCCUCAAAUUGUCUAUUGUUCCAUAACAGGUUAUGGACAAAAAGGACCGUACAGAGAUCGUGCAGGCUAUGAUGUCAUAGCUGCCUCGAUGGGAGGUCUGCUACACAUCACAGGACCCCGUGGAGGUGAACCAUGUAAAGUCGGUGUUGCUAUCACAGACUUGGCGACUGGCCUCUAUGCUCAUGGAGCAGUCAUGGCUGCACUUCUGCAGCGAAACCGCACGGGCAAGGGACAAUGGAUUAACUGCAAUUUAUUUUCAACUCAAGUGUCUGUGCUGGCCAACAUAGCUUCCAACUACCUCAAUGCUAACCUUGAAGCCAGCCGCCAUGGUACAAGCCACGAAAGCAUUGUGCCAUAUGCUGCAUUUGAAACGCUCGACGGCUACAUCACUGUGGGAGCUGCAAGUGAAGGCCAGUUCAAAGUCUUUUGCAGAGUCCUUGAUGUUAAUGAACUUUUGUCUGAUCCUCGUUUCAAGGACAAUCCCAGCCGUGUCCAAAACAGGGAUUUCCUUGUUGAAAUUCUGAAUAAAAGGUUUAAACUGAAGACAACAAAAGAGUGGUUGCAGCUUUUCGAAGGUUCGGGCAUACCAUAUGGUCCCAUCAACACCAUUCAGCAAGUGUUUGAAGAUCCUCAGGGCAAGGAAAUGGUUGUAAAGCUUCCACACAAGACUGCUGGCACGGUGUGCUUAGUUGGUCCUGCUGUGGAGUUCAGUGAUGGCGUGAACAAAGUUCGAUCAGCCCCACCUCUACUUGGAGAGCACACGGAUGAAGUACUGUCAGAGUACAUCACUGCAGACGAGAUUGGUAGACUUCGAGCUAAGAAGAUCAUAGCAUGACGCAGCUUUGAAGAAAAUGUUGAAUGUUAUGCAGUUUCGACCAAAUAUAGUGUUCUUAGGUAUGACGCAACAAUGAAUACUAACUAUGGUUGUACAAAGUUUUUAAAGACUGCACAGCCUGCUACCACGUUGUGAAUGGUGUGAAUUCAGGCAAAUGUUUGUCAAGAGCACUUUGAGAACUCAUGUUUCAAGCAUGCCUUCCAAAACAAUGAACGAGACCUGAUUUUUCCACUAAACAAAAUUUAAUAAUGUAAGCAAGACAGUCAUUAGCAUGAGUUAAUCACACUCAGAGAGUCUUAACAUCACAAAUAUUAGGCCAUUCAUGACUCACUGAACUUUCUUAAUAUGGUAACGCAUGAAUAACAUUUACUUUUUUGAAAAAGGAGUCAAGGAUGAUACCAUAUGUGGCUAGGCAUCACUUCCUUUACGAGCAAAUAAGGCACCGUGGUGGCUUAGCAGUUACGGUGCUCGGCUGCUAGCCUGAAGAACGCGAGUUCGACUCCAGCUACGGCGGUUGCAUUUCGACGGAGGUGAAAUGCCAGAAGCCCAUGUACUGUGUGAUGUCAACGCGCAUUAAAGAAUG
Molecule: messenger RNA, 2027 nt
Organism: Rhipicephalus sanguineus (brown dog tick)
Lineage: Eukaryota; Metazoa; Arthropoda; Arachnida; Ixodida; Ixodidae
Product: succinate--hydroxymethylglutarate CoA-transferase
Exons: 11
Coding region: 143-1444 (433 amino acids)
Molecular function (GO): catalytic activity
Source: RefSeq, a predicted model, not a curated record